This is a messenger RNA of Rhodotorula graminis WP1, 2025 nucleotides long. RefSeq lists its product as uncharacterized. The record is from RefSeq and is a predicted model, not a curated record. NCBI's taxonomy places the organism in Eukaryota, Fungi, Basidiomycota, Microbotryomycetes, Sporidiobolales, Sporidiobolaceae. The coding region runs from base 1 to 2025 and encodes 674 amino acids. The transcript has 3 exons.
AUGUCGACCUCGUGCGAGACCGUGCCCGGGUCGGCAGUGCUCAACACGGUCGUGUCGACGAGUACCGUGUUCGCAACCGCCGUGUCAACUGGCCCGGCGUCGACCUUGACAACCUCGACGCCGGUCGUCACGAGCAGCUGCCUCUUGCCCACCAUCCUCGGCGACCUCGCCCUGUGCCAGACGUCGACCACGUUCGCGCCCGUUCAGACGGUCGUUCCGGGCGCCGUCACGACCAUCACGAGCUCGAGCGAGUCGCUCGUGACCAUCAUCCAGACGAGCCAAGCUCCCGACCGCACGACUUGCUCGGUCCUCCCCUCGUCGACUGCCCCUUCCUCCUCUCGCGCGACGCCGACCUCGACUUCCUCGCCUUCAUCUACCCCGUCGUCAUCGUCCUCAACGUUCGAGCCGGCCGCGGCCGCGGCAUCGACGUCCGUCACGUUCGCCACGACCACCGUCACGGCCGGCCCGACCUCGACCGCCGCCGCCGCCGCUCCCGCCGACGCCUCGUCCGCCGAGGACAGCUCGCCGGCGAGCAACCCGAGCGAGGGCACGUCCACGUCGGCCGUCUCGGCCAUCGAGGCCGUCGAGUCGUCGGUCAACGGGCCGCGCCGCAUCACGUCCUACGUGACCUCGUUCGUCACCGUCGUCGACGCGUCCGGCCGCACCCGCACCUCGGCAGAGACGGUACCGACCCUGCUCAACAUGCCGGCCUCGUCGUCGUCGAGCAGCAACGUCGGCGCCAUCGCGGGCGGCACGGUCGGCGGCCUCGCAGCCCUCAUCCUCGUCGGCGUCGUCCUGUUCCUCAUGCGCAAGAAGCGCGGCUGCUUCGGCAAGGGCGACGAGGAGAUCGAGGACGACGUGUGGAACCCGGCGCCGCACAGCGGCUACUACGGCGGUGGCGGUUCGGGCGCAGGAGCGGUCGCAGCGGGCGCGGCGGCGGGCGGCUUGUCCUCGCUCGCCGACGAGAAGGUCGUCGAGGAGGCUCGUCGGGUGGACGCGGCGACGCUCGAGCGGCACCAGAGCUGGUACAAGAGCCUGCACGGGCACGGCAGCGAGCUCGACGACCACCACGAGGACGCGUACGGCGGCGUCAUGGUCGAGCGCUCGGCAUCCCCUGUCGUCGACGACCUCGGCAACUAUGCGCCUCAAGCUCUCGCCUACGCGUCGCGCCAUCCGUCGAGGUCGUCGCACGGCCCGCAGCGGUCGUUGUCGAACCGCCUGUCGGCCCACUCGCACAGCUUGCACUCGCACGAGGGCCCGAUGGUGCCGGUCAGCAUGUCGCCCGUCUCGACCCCGGACCACCGCCUGUCGCAGCUGUCGCAGUACGGCCACCACGUCGCGUUGGCGCCGCCCGUUCCUGCCUUCCCGGCCGGCUACGCCGAGCACGCCGCCCGCCUCUCGCCUCCUCCCCACUCGCACUCGCCGCCGUACGAGCGCAUGCGCUCUACCUCCAAAACCGCCCUCCAGUUCGACCCCUCGGCCUACAUCCCGUCGCCGGCUCACCGCGUCCUCGCCCGCCAACGCUCCCUCCCCGGCGUCGCCAUCCCUGCGCACGUGCGCAGCGCGUCGUACGCCGGCCCGCACAGCGCUCGCCCGUCCCUCGGUGCGCUCCAGCUGCAGUACGGCGCGAGCGGGUCCGGGAGCAGCAGCGGCGCCUCGUCGGCGUCGCCGUCGCGAGGGCGGACCGACGACUCGCUCUCGAGCGGGUCCGACUCGUUGUCGGCCAAGGGUCGCACCCAGUCAUACUCGAUGCCGGUCCUCGGGUACGCGCCGAGCGGCGCCGCGUCUCCCGCCGACGCUGCGGCCUCGCCGACCAAGCCUCGCGCGGUCGUCGCCGACGACAAGGACCUCGCGCCCAAGGUCGCGCUCCCGACGCUCGAGCGGCUCAAGCGCCCAGCGAUGGGCCGCGCCGACUCGACCGAGUCGCUCCUCGUCCCGAGCCAGUUCCUCGGUGCGCGCAUCGUCAACGCCGACCAGGACGCGGCGAGCCUUGCCGGGCGCAGCGUCGAGAGCCUCACGACCUGA